UGUGGGCGGAAGUCGCGCAGUGUCAGCUUGCCAGCGGCUAAUCCAGAUCAGGGAUUGUGAUCUGUCACCCGGAGCUUCCAAUCCCCGACCCUAAGAGGGGGCUGCUUCCAGUGCCAGGCCUCGGAUCCCCGGCCUCUAAUCCAGGUUGUGCCCCGGAUUGUAAGAUGGAUAACUCCGGGAAGGAGAAGGAGGCGCUGCAGCUGCUCGCUGAGGCCGAAAAGAAAGUCAAAUCGUCUCAGUCUUUCUUCUCGGGGCUUUUCGGCGGCUCGUCCAAGAUAGAGGAAGCGUGCGAGCUGUACGGCCGCGCCGCCAACAUGUUCAAGAUGGUGAAGAACUGGAGCGCGGCCGGCAAUGCCUUCUGCCAAGCGGCUCAACUGCACCUCCAGGUUCAAAGCAAACACGACGCGGCCACCAACUUCGUGGACGCAGGGAACGCCUUCAAGAAAUCUGACCCCCAGGAGGCCAUCAACUGUCUGCUCCGGGCUAUUGAGAUCUACACGGACAUGGGCCGCUUCACCAUCGCAGCCAAACACCACAUCACCAUCGCGGAGAUCUACGAGUCGGAGCUUGUGGACGUUGAAAAGGCUAUCGCACAUUACGAGCAGGCUGCGGAUUACUACAAAGGAGAAGAAUCCAACAGUUCUGCCAAUAAGUGUCUGCUGAAGGUGGCCACCUACGCGGCCCAGCUGGAGCAGUACCAGAAAGCCGUGGAAAUCUACGAGCAGGUGGGUACGAACGCCAUGGACAGCCCGCUGCUGAAGUACAGCGCCAAGGAAUACUUCUUCAAAGCCGCCCUCUGCCAUUUCUGCAUCGAUAUGCUGAACGCCAAGCUGGCCGUGCAGAAGUACGAGGAGAUGUUCCCGGCUUUCUCCGACUCCAGGGAGUGCAAACUGGUGAAGAAGCUGCUGGACGCUCACGAGGAGCAGAACAUGGACAGCUACACGGACGCGGUGAAGGAAUACGAUUCCAUCUCCCGCCUGGACCAGUGGCUGACCACCAUGCUGCUCCGCAUCAAGAAGACCAUCCAGGGAGAAGAAGAAGAUUUGCGUUGAGUGGGGGGCCGGUCAACCCCCCCUUCCUUUUACAGAUCGAGCCCAUGUAUGGAAUGGGGGGGGGGGGGUCACAGCAUCA
Molecule: messenger RNA, 1131 nt
Organism: Spea bombifrons (plains spadefoot toad)
Lineage: Eukaryota; Metazoa; Chordata; Amphibia; Anura; Pelobatidae
Gene: NAPA
Product: NSF attachment protein alpha
Exons: 12
Coding region: 165-1052 (295 amino acids)
Biological process (GO): regulation of synaptic vesicle priming; intracellular protein transport; SNARE complex disassembly
Cellular component (GO): vacuolar membrane; synaptobrevin 2-SNAP-25-syntaxin-1a complex; terminal bouton
Molecular function (GO): soluble NSF attachment protein activity; syntaxin binding
Source: RefSeq, a predicted model, not a curated record